AUGAGAUGGAAAAUUGGGCUACCAAGUUCUAGUUCUACUCAUCCAUCUGUUACUUCAUCCGUAGCUCUAGAAAUUCAAAGGGAAAUCAUGGCUCUAGAAAUUCGAAGGGAAACAUUUCCUUUGGGUGUUAAUUUAGAAUCUCUUGAAGCUGAUCCGAGAAUUAGAAAGCCUAUUGCAGAAUAUAACCCUAAUAUAGGUGAUGAAGUUAGGAGAUAUUAUAUUCGAAAAGAGCCUUGCCAACCUGAGGUUCAUGAUUUUCCUAAAACUAAGUUUGGGAAGGAAAUGCGCCAGUUUAAUCCUAAUUGUAAUGGAAAUACAAGUGAAACUUAUACAAAAGUUGGCUUUAAAGCUUGGAACAAGGCUCUUGAAAGAUUUAGAGUUCAUGUUGGAGAGAAACUCGAAAAAGACAAAAGGGAAUCGCGAUGUCGCUUGAGUGCUUCAGUCGAUGUGACAAAGUUUCUCUUGAGACUAGAAUUAUCAUUCCAUGGGCAUGAUGAGAGUCAAUGUUCUUCAAAUAGAGGUAUCUUUCUUGAACUUUUGCAAUGGUAUGGAGAUAUUAAUGAAGAUGUUGGAAGCAUUAUAUUAGAAAACGCCCCAAAAAAUGAAAUGAUGUAUUCUCCAAGUAUUCAAAAGGAUAUUGUUGAUUCUUGUGCUAAAGAAACAAUCAAAGCCAUCAUUGAAGACCUGGAUAGGGAUUAUUUUGAGAUACUAGUUGAUGAAUCAAAGGAUAUAUCACACAAGGAGCAAAUGGAAAUUGUUCUGAGAUACGUUAAUAAAGAAGGAGAAGUAGUAGAGCGAUUUAUUGGUAUUAUUCAUAUUAGUGAUACAUCUGCUCGUUCAUUAAAGGAGGCAAUCUACUCUUUUCUUUCAGAUCACUCAUUAAGUCCAUCACAAAUACGUGGGCAAGGUUACGAUGGAGCUAGCAACAUGCAGGGAGAGCUAAAUGGUCUUAAGACUUUGAUUUUGAAUGAGACUCCAUCGGCAUAUUGCAUUCAUUGUUUUUCUCACCAAUUGCAGUUAACACUUGUAGCUCUUGCAAAGAAGAAUUCAAAUCGUAGCGAUUUGCUUCGAGAACAUCAAGCUGAAAAAUUAGAAGAAUUGCUCAUAUCAGGUGAAGUGCAUACUGGGCGAGGAUUAAAUCAAGAACGUGGACUUCAAGACCAGGAGAUACUCGUUGGGGUUCUCAUUAUAGAACAUUAG
Lycium barbarum (goji berry) is the source of this 1200-nucleotide messenger RNA. RefSeq lists its product as uncharacterized. The record is from RefSeq and is a predicted model, not a curated record. The coding region runs from base 1 to 1200 and encodes 399 amino acids. Lineage: Eukaryota; Viridiplantae; Streptophyta; Magnoliopsida; Solanales; Solanaceae. The transcript is spliced from 4 exons.